Hippocampus comes (tiger tail seahorse) is the source of this 5535-nucleotide messenger RNA. It is a transcript of the gene prkd2, whose product is annotated as protein kinase D2. The transcript is spliced from 18 exons. Bases 545 to 3325 code for a protein of 926 amino acids. Gene Ontology annotation, biological process: intracellular signal transduction; phospholipase C-activating G protein-coupled receptor signaling pathway; protein phosphorylation. Lineage: Eukaryota; Metazoa; Chordata; Actinopteri; Syngnathiformes; Syngnathidae. Gene Ontology annotation, cellular component: cytosol. Gene Ontology annotation, molecular function: protein serine/threonine kinase activity; ATP binding. The record is from RefSeq and is a predicted model, not a curated record.
CGAGCGUGUCAAUCAUUUCACUUCCUGUUGGGAGGCGAGUGUCGUGCCGUCACUCAGCUCUUUCUUUUCUUUUAAAAAUGGUUGAAACUGAAUGGUGAAAUGAGCGCAAUCUGUCGUACGUUUUAAUUCUCAUCGUUUCCUGUGCGAGGGGAGGCCAUUUUGUAACCCCGAAUCAACUUUUGUACUUGUUUCUUACUUUCUGUUUCUCUUGGUUUGCCUUCACAUUCAAGUUUGUGGACUUUCUCAUCAACAGCACAAGGAGGAAAAACUGCCAGCAAAGAAGGAAAGAGUAGAAAGAGGAGGAGGAAGAGGAGGCUAGUUUCCCUCCUUCAGUGAGGGUGUUUGUUUCUCACGCUCAUGUGAAGGAGAAAAGACACCGUCAAGGAAGGGCAGAAAGCACUUCCUGCAGAGAGGAAUCCAUUCCUGUAUUCCACAGGGAAGCGAGGACUAUGCUCAGUACUCCUGCGUGGGUGAGCCUGUGAACGAACGUGUCUUUUCUAGAAAGUGUUGAGAGGUUGGAAGCACAGCUUGGGAGGUUGCGAGGAUGGCCAACGCCAGCCCCUGCAUGCCUUCGGGACCCAUGGGCCAGGUUUUCUUUUCUCCGGGGACCUCCUCACUGCAUGGUUCGCCCGCGGUGACCCCCCUCCCGGUGGCCUCCGUGUCCCCCCAGGGUGGAUUCAACGUGAUGGACUUCACCCACGGGGUGCUGGGUGCGUCGGGGGGUGCAACGAUGACCCCGGGGUCCCCGGCUCCUUCAGGGGUGUCUUUCAGCAUCCAGAUUGGCCUGACGCGGGAGUCGGUGCUGAUGCCACAGAGUGCAGACCUGGCCUACGUGAAACAAAUUGCCUGCUCCAUAGUUGACACCAAGUUCCCUGAGUGUGGCUUCUAUGGUAUCUAUGAUAAGAUUUUGCUGUUUAAGCACGACACAUCAACCAGUAACAUCCUGCAGCUGGUGAAAACUGCAGGUGAUAUUCAGGAGGGAGAUCUGGUGGAGGUGGUGCUUUCUGCGGCAGCCACAUCAGAAGAUUUCCAGAUUCGGCCCCACGCUCUCAACGUACACUCCUAUCGGGCCCCUGCCUUUUGCGAUCAUUGUGGAGAGAUGUUGUUUGGACUAGUCAGACAAGGGCUUAAGUGUGAUGGGUGUGGACUGAACUACCAUAAGCGGUGCGCAUUCAGCAUUCCAAAUAACUGUCGAGCUCGGAAGAGACGCUUGUCCACCACCUCCGUGAACAGCAGCCAGUCUCUGCGCCUCUCGACCAGCGAGUCCGCUUACAGCGUCGGGACCACGUCUACCAGCACCGAAGACUCUGGCCUGGUCCGUUCACACACGCAAAUGCCUCGGACCCCGAGUGAGGCCCGGCGCUUUUACACGGGCCGACCCGUGCAAUUGGACAAGAUCCUGAUGAGCAAGGUGAAAGUGCCACACACGUUCGCCGUCCACUCGUACACGCGUCCGACAGUGUGCCAGUACUGCAAGCGGCUCCUUCGAGGGAUCUUUAGGCAGGGCCUGCAGUGCAAAGACUGCAAGUUCAACUGUCAUAAACGGUGUGCAUACAAAGUUCCUAAUGACUGUCUUGGUGAAACCAUCGGAGAUAUGUUGAGUCCCACUGCUGACCCUGAGGUGCCCAUGGACUACACCAGCGACUAUGACGCCUCAGACAAGUCAUCUAUGGAUGACUCGGACGAGUCUUGCAGCAUCCCGGGUUCCUUUUCUCCCGAGAGCAACCAGAGUGGAGUCAGUGCAGACCAGAGUGUUUACAUUCCACUCAUGAGGGUGGUCCAGUCAGUGAGGCAAACAACUCGUCGAUCCAGCACAGCUAUCAAGGAGGGAUGGAUGGUUCACUACAGCAAUAAGGACACACUGAGAAAGAGACACUACUGGCGUCUGGACUGUAAGUGCAUCAUCCUUUUCCAGAACAACACCUCAAACAAAUACUACAAGGAGAUCCCUCUAUCUGAAAUCCUGGAGGUGCGACCUGCUGGCAACUUCACCUUGGUACCCUCCGGUACAAACGCGCAUUGCUUCGAGAUCAUCACGGGCACCAUGUGCUACUUUGUGGGGGAGGACUCCAACACCCCUGCCCCCCUGUCCCCUCAUGCCCUCCCCCAGCCACCUCCAUCCCCUAGCCUAGUGGCACCCAACAGUGGCAUUGGGCGUGAGGUGGCCAAGGCGUGGGAGAGCGCCAUCCGUCAGGCCCUCAUGCCGGUCAUCUUCCAGGAUGCCCCUCCAGCGGAGGGAAACGCCACUCACAGACAAGCCUCCGUAAGCAUUUCUGUAUCCAACAGUCAAAUCCAAGAGAAUGUGGACAUUGGAACAGUGUACCAGAUAUUUGCAGAUGAAGUUCUGGGUUCUGGACAAUUUGGAGUUGUGUAUGGAGGUAAACACCGGAAGACUGGGAGGGACGUGGCCGUCAAAGUUAUUGAUAAGCUCCGCUUCCCAACUAAGCAGGAGAGUCAGUUGAGGAACGAAGUUGCCAUUCUACAGAGUUUGCGCCACUUGGGCAUCGUAAAUCUGGAGUGUAUGUUCGAGACCCCGGAGAAGGUGUUUGUUGUCAUGGAGAAGCUCCAUGGCGACAUGCUCGAGAUGAUCCUCUCCAGCGAGAAAGGUCGACUGCCUGAGAGGCUCACCAAAUUUCUCAUCACUCAGAUUCUUGCAGCCUUGCGACACCUGCACUUUAAGAACAUCGUUCACUGCGAUCUCAAACCCGAGAAUGUGCUGCUUGCCUCUGCUGAUCCUUUUCCCCAGGUAAAACUGUGUGAUUUUGGCUUUGCCCGAAUCAUAGGGGAGAAGUCGUUCCGUCGCUCGGUGGUCGGCACACCGGCCUACCUCGCCCCGGAGGUCCUGCUGAACCAGGGCUACAACCGCUCACUGGACAUGUGGUCUGUUGGCGUCAUCAUGUACGUCAGCCUUAGCGGGACGUUCCCUUUUAAUGAGGAUGAAGAUAUCAAUGACCAGAUACACAACGCUGCCUUCAUGUAUCCUUCCAACCCAUGGAAACAGAUCUCCUGCGAUGCCAUUGAUUUGAUCAACAACCUGCUGCAAGUCAAGAUGAGGAAGCGCUACAGCGUUGACAAGAGUCUCAGCCACGCUUACUUACAGGACUAUCAGACAUGGCUGGACCUGCGAGAGCUGGAGACCAAGCUGGGUGAGCGUUACAUCACCCACGAAAGCGACGACAGCCGCUGGCAAUCGUUCGCUCACCAGUACACUCUGACGUACCCCGCUCACCUCGUGGCCCAACCUCCCGCGCCCGCCUCGGACGACGAAGAGGGCAAAGAAGACACGGAAGUGCAAGUCCUCACUGAGCGGGUCAGCAUUCUCUGAAGGUCCACAAGGUGUGUUAGGACCAAGUUGUUCUCCUAACAGUGUUUACACAGUCAUCACCGUUAUCAGCCGUAUGACAGCACUUCAUUUGUCAAGUCCAAUUUUCUCCAAGCAGCCUCAUUCAAAUCAUCUGCUUUUGAAAUUGCUUUUUGAAAUGUUACUUUUUUUUUGUUCAUAAAGUUAUGCGAAUCUAUGCUCGUAACCAGCCAAAUAAAUCAACAAAAAGUAGUACAAUUUUGGUAUGGGAUCAAUAUCACGAUAAAGUGCCUUUGGUGACCUCAUCAGAAUGACUCCGUCGUCAUGAAAAUGUAGCGGGAUAAUGAAACUCUUAGAUUUCAUAAAAUAACAAAACAUUUGCACACAAACCAGUACAAUGACACAUCUCUUAAAAUGUGUUUCCUUCAUUUACAUUUUUUUUUCUUCAAAUUGGAUGUAUGUGAUUUUGUAAUUUCCCACACACUGCACUGCUAGCUACGCCGUUUGUAGUCAGUGGUUAAAUGAUACUCAAUCAGAAAUGUUUACAUGGCUUUCUCGUGCGCAACAAAUUAUUUGAUGAAACCAGUCAUUUUGAUCAACAUCUCCUAUUUUCAUCAUCAUAUAGCUGCCCACUCUGCCAUUAUGGAGUAAUUGCCCCUUUAACAAACCCACUGAUGUCUACAGUGACAUAGCUGCCGGCAUUCGUGUUUCCGCAAUGGAGCCUGAAACGGCUACUGUACAGUAAAUAUUUCCACUUAUGUUUCAGAAUUUUCGUAUUACGAUUGUCGUUGAAUGUUGUGAAGCUUAACAUGUCUGUCGUAGUGAAAUAUCAACUGAUAUUGAGACCAUUCAGAAAUGUCAUGACGACUACAUUACAAAUGCUUCUGACCUGAAUCCUGUUGCUAAAUUUGAGUCACACAUGAAUGAAGUCCAGUUCAGGUUUUUGGGUGGGGUUAAAUCCGAUCUUAUUUUGUAAGUCAUUCACCACAUUACAAAAACAAAUGCAACUUGUAAUAUGAACGGAAUGUGUGUUUACAGAAGCAAAUAUGGUGCCACAUUUCUGGUAGUUUAAGGAUUUCGUGGUUGGACUGACCAGUCUCCCCAUAUAUUUAUCAGUUUCUGAUGUUUGAUGACGUAUCGGUCGAAUCCGCUCGAAAUCAGCAUUCAGACUGCAGUCGCCUCGGUUACUUAACCAGUUAACUUAUACGUGCGAAAGCAUUUUCGGAAUUGUACCGUUCACAGACACACGAAAGAAAAUCUGAUAAACAGCUCACACUUUAUGGGCAAAACAAAUCAGAGUUGACCCGGAGGAUGAACAAAGCCAAAGUGAAGGUCCGCCAUGUGCUCAUUUCAUGCUAACAUUAGCAAAAGAGCUCACAUCUUCUGUUGUUUGCAUGUACAUCGUCUGCUUGCAGAUAAAGGUUGGGAAGUUUGACCUAGGGUGCGUUUCUAACAGUAUGUCAUCGACUGAAAAUGAAGAUUCAAUGGAAAAUCUCGUUUGGUUUGGUGAAAGGCGGAAGUCUCAAAGGCACCUUAUGGUGAUAUUGACUCAUGGGAAAAAAAAAAAAAAAGAAUAAACGCGGAAGUCUCAAAGGCACACCUUAUUGUGAUAUUGACUCAUGGGAAAAAAAAAAAAAGAAUAUCUUCCCAUCAGUUUGCUCCAUAAAAAGAAACAUUUGCAUUGUGAAACACAGUGCCACCUAAUGGUCAAAAAUAGCAAUUGCAUGAUUUGAUGAGGCGCUUUGAAGUGACUCAAGAUUUGCGUGUGUUGUGGUCAUUUCCUGUGCAACUGGAAGUAUUGAUUGGGUGACAACACGUCUUCCUGUAAUUAAUACAAACCACAAUCAUAACACUCUUUGGAAACUUCAAACGUUUCUGCCAGGAAGCAGGCGGGCAGUGCUUGCAGUGAAUUUUUUUUCCCAUUUUCCGUCACCGUUUAAAUGGCAUUCUAUGUACACGUGCGCGAGAACACGCCUUCCCUCUGUUGUGGUAAGGAUCUAUCUUUUGUGGCGGGAAUGUAACUUGAUUAUCUAUUAUCUGCCAUGCCGAUGGGUUGCAUGUUUGCAUAGCGUCCAAUGAUGUCGAUUUAGUGUAAAAUGUAGUGUUGCUUUUAUUAUGACAGUCCUCUGCAUGUGUACCGUGAGGUUGGUGUAGUGUCCAAUUUCUCGACAUAAAGUGGAUGAUGGUGAUGAUGAUGCUAGAUUUUGUAGCACAAUACAAACCUAGAGAAUGAC